UGAGUUCAAUCGAGAAAAUCAGUUAGUGCGUUGCAGAACUCUGUCGUAUGCCAUUUAAACAAUAUUUUCUAUACUACCUAUACGAAUGAUGUCUAGUUUGACAUUUUUUUUAGCAGCAGUCGUGUCGUUGCAGAUCGUGCAGGAUGGCGUCCAUUCGUGUACACUGCGAAAUCACAAAGAAAAGGCUGCAUGUUCUAGUCCGGGUGCCGCCGAUCCAACUUUUCCAAACUUGCGACACACACCGAUUUCAUGUUUGACACCGACACUCGGACUGCAACCCUCCAACGCGUUAAACAAAAUUUCAAGUAUUUCACCCGGUUUGUUUAAAUCUUCACAGCUAAUUCCAGCUCCUGUAAUCACAUCUCCGCCGGUCACAAAACCGCAAUAUUUAACGCCUGUUUCUGGUAUUUCCAAUAACGACAAAAUUUUUUUUGAUCUUUUGCUCGAGUAUUUAGCUACACAGGAACCACCACAUCGGCUACCGUUGCCGCCGUUGAGCUCGUCCGUACACCAUCCUAUGCCUGCAAAUUUGCCUGUACUAUUAACGCCUACUCCUUAUCCUCCAACGCCUAACCCGCAGAUUAGCCCGGUUGAACUACAACAGCUCCUUUCACUUUUGUUGUCUGUUUCAGGACCCGGCUCCGAUCUAAUAAAUCCUGCAGUCCCUUCAGACCGUUUACAUCCUCCUUUGACACCCACUCCGGCGGCAUAUAUCACUUCUCCACCCCCUGGCGUCGUCACGGUAACAAACACUAAAAUCGAAGCAUCAGCAGCAACAGUAAUAGAAUCAGCAACAACAGUACCUAUCAACGUCCCACAAUCAAUAUCUUCAUCAGAAACUACACCUGUCAUCACCGAGCCAUCGACCACAUCUGCGACGAACCUAAAUAACUUAUCUACUAACGCUGUAGCUCAGUCAUCGGAUUCCGGGUCGGCCGUCAUUGCUGCUGUGGCUUCUAUCAACUCAUCAUCUGACUCGUCUAUCGUUCCACAAAAAACUUCCGGUUCUACGUUAGAACCUGAAAGGAGCCCUGCAGCGACGGUCUCGGACACUGUACCGGCCGCCGAUUCGGUUUCCGCGUCAGCUUCCGCCGUCGAAUCAUUAGCACCGCUAUCGCAACCUCAGUCCAACACUACGACGCCAAGCAUAGUAUAAAUUAAAAUCAACAACAGUUACAAUAUGUUCUCCGUCUAUAGUUUAAACAUACUUGGUACAUUUUUGACUUUCGUAUGUAUAUAGCUUAAUAUAUUAUACACUUUAUAUAAUAUAGUUUAGUACAAAUAUGUAUUUGUAAUGUAUAGUUAUUGACUAAAGUGUCUUAUUAAAUACAUUUUUUUUUAAAAAUGUAGAUAUUUAAGAAAUUAAAUUUUCAUUUUUUAUUUGGUGGAGUA
Messenger RNA from Melanaphis sacchari, 1392 nucleotides. RefSeq names its product pollen-specific leucine-rich repeat extensin-like protein 2. Bases 86 to 1156 code for a protein of 356 amino acids. The transcript is spliced from 2 exons. The record is from RefSeq and is a predicted model, not a curated record. Lineage: Eukaryota; Metazoa; Arthropoda; Insecta; Hemiptera; Aphididae.